AUGUCCAAAAGAGGCCUCAGUCCAGAAGAGAAACAGAUGAGGACCCUCGAAUUCUUUCACGAAAAUGAUAGCUUCUUUACUCUCAAGGACCUUGUCAAGCUGGUCCCCAAGGCCAAAGGUGUCGUCGCUCAGAGCGUCGAAGAGACUGUCAAAAGUUUGGUAGAUGAUGGGAUGGUCCACGUAGAGAAAGUCGGUACCGUCAAUCUCUUCUGGAGUUUUUCGUCCGAGGCAAGUUUAGCUACCUCGCGUGCGUUAACCGGUCUCAAAUCUGAGCGUGACCGAUUGGAGAAGGAGAGAGGUGAACUCCAGACAGCCCUGGACAAGUCAGCCGCAGAUCGGUUGGCCAGUGAAGAACGCGAGAGCGAUCUCCGAGAAAUUGAAGUUUUAAGACAAGAUAUUGCAGAGAUGAAAGCCAAACUGAAAGUGCAAAGUAGCAACGAUCCACAAGUUUUCGAGGAAAAGAUGAGAUUAUGUCAACUUUACAAGAGCGGGGCGGAAGUCUGGACAGAAAAUCUGUCGAUGAUGAUGAGCUAUUGUCGGAACGAAUAUCAAAUCGAUCGGCAGAAAUUUUGUGCACAAUUCGAACUGGCCGAAGAUUUUGAGGAAGCUCUGGACAGAAUCGAGCGUGUUGAAGGUCGACAAGACUAG
Puccinia graminis f. sp. tritici CRL 75-36-700-3 is the source of this 648-nucleotide messenger RNA. RefSeq lists its product as uncharacterized. Bases 1 to 648 code for a protein of 215 amino acids. Gene Ontology annotation, biological process: reciprocal meiotic recombination. The record is from RefSeq and is a predicted model, not a curated record. The transcript has 7 exons. Lineage: Eukaryota; Fungi; Basidiomycota; Pucciniomycetes; Pucciniales; Pucciniaceae. Gene Ontology annotation, molecular function: double-stranded DNA binding.